Molecule: messenger RNA, 2155 nt
Organism: Capsella rubella
Lineage: Eukaryota; Viridiplantae; Streptophyta; Magnoliopsida; Brassicales; Brassicaceae
Product: cysteine-rich receptor-like protein kinase 10
Exons: 7
Coding region: 34-2016 (660 amino acids)
Biological process (GO): protein phosphorylation
Molecular function (GO): protein kinase activity; ATP binding
Source: RefSeq, a predicted model, not a curated record
AUCACAACAAACACAAAUCAAGAAAGCCGAAUUAUGUCUUCUUGCGCCUCUGUCUUCUUCCUGUUUCUCUGCUCCUUAAUCAGUAGCUUCAGAGGAGCUUCUGCUCAAGAUCCCACUUACGUAUUCCACAGCUGUCCUAAUACGACAGUUUACACAAGGAACAGCACUUACUUCACCAAUCUCAGAACCCUUUUGUCCUCUCUCUCUUCCCCCAAUGCCUCUUACUCCACCGGAUUCCAAAACGCCACCGCCGGGCAAGCUCCCGACAGAGUCACCGGAUUUUUCAAUUGCCGCGGAGACGUCUCGCCGGAAGUCUGCCGUAGGUGCGUGGUCUUUGCCGUCAACGACACUUUAAUUCGGUGUCCGAAGGAGAGCGAGGUCGCCCUCUAUUAUGAUGAGUGUGUGCUUAGAUACUCUAACCGGAAUAUUCUCUCGACCCUGAUAACCACCGGUGGAGUUAUCUUGGUUAACACCCAGAAUGUUACACCCAACCAACGAGACCGGUUAAGCGAUUUGGUUCUGCCCACUCUAAACCAAGCCCUCACCGAAGCCGAGGACAGUUCAAGAAAUUUCGGUACCAGCAAAGCAAAUAUUACUGCGUUGCAAGAUUUGUACGGACUGGUUCAGUGCACAUCUGAUCUGCCGAGACAAGACUGUUCGCGUUGUCUGCAGCUGAUCAUCAAUCAAAUACCUACUGAUAGACUUGGGGCCAGAGUAAUUACGCCGAGCUGUAGUUCAAGAUACGAGCUCUACCCUUUUUACAACGAAUCCGCCGUUAGAACACCACCACCUCCGCCAGCUUCUACUCCUCCGGUGUCAGCUCCUCCGCCACCUGGGAAAGGUGGGAAUUCAAGUGUGUUAGUGGUAGCCAUUGUUGUGCCUAUAGUAGUGGUUGUUCUGCUUUUCGUAUCUGGUUACUGUUUCCUUGCAAGAAGGGCAAAGAAGAGUUACGGCACCACAUCUGCAUUUGAUGGAGAUGAUAUCACAACCGCAGACUCACUGCAGCUUGAUUAUAGAACAAUUCAAACUGCAACAGAUGAUUUUGCAGUGAGUAAUAAGAUUGGUGAAGGUGGAUUUGGUGAGGUUUACAAGGGUAUUUUAUCGGAUGGGACUGAAGUUGCGGUGAAGAGGCUAUCACAGUCAUCAGGACAAGGUGAAGCAGAGUUCAAGAACGAAGUUGUUCUUGUUGCAAAGCUACAGCAUAGAAAUUUGGUUAGACUUCUAGGGUUUUGUCUAGAUGGAGUCGAAAGGGUGCUAGUCUAUGAGUAUGUGCCCAACAAAAGCCUUGAUUACUUCCUCUUUGACCCUGCUAAGCAAGGUCAGCUGGAUUGGACUAGGCGGUACAAGAUUAUUGGUGGAGUUGCUCGAGGGAUUCUGUAUCUUCACCAAGAUUCACGACUCACAAUCAUACACCGUGACCUCAAGGCGAGUAAUAUUCUCUUGGAUGCGGAUAUGAAUCCUAAAAUUGCAGACUUUGGAAUGGCUAGGAUCUUUGGAUUGGACCAAACUGAGGAGAAUACAAACAGAAUAGUUGGCACCUAUGGUUACAUGUCUCCUGAGUAUGCGAUGCAUGGUCAGUACUCAAUGAAAUCUGAUAUCUAUAGCUUCGGAGUGUUAGUUCUUGAGAUUAUAAGCGGAAAGAAGAUUAACAGCUUCUACCGAACAGACGGAGCACAUGAUUUGGUCUCAUAUGCUUGGAAGCUGUGGAGUAACGGGACACCAUUAGAACUCGUGGAUCCAGCUAUUGCAGAUAAUUUUCAAAGAAAUGAAGUUGUUCGAUGUGUCCAUAUCGGUCUUUUAUGUGUUCAAGAAGAUCCUGUUGAGCGUCCGACAAUGUCAACCAUUGUUCUGAUGCUCACAAGUAACACCGUGACUUUACCCGUGCCACGACAACCAGGUCUCUUUUUUCAGAGUAGACUUGGAAAGGACCCGCUUGAUACGGACCAAUUUUCAACUACCAAGUCUCUUAUAGGGUCUGUUGAUGAUGCAUCGAUCACAGAUAUAUAUCCUCGUUGAAGAUGAAUGAUUACCUUUUCAUGCCUGAUUCCUGAAUCUAUUGGUGUUGAUAAUAUGUUAAACAGUUUUGUUGUAGAAUUUUUGUACUGUUAUUGUAAUGAAUUGACGAUUUCUCUCCACGAAUCGAGAACUUUAGAAA